Molecule: messenger RNA, 1433 nt
Organism: Limulus polyphemus (Atlantic horseshoe crab)
Lineage: Eukaryota; Metazoa; Arthropoda; Merostomata; Xiphosura; Limulidae
Product: TOM1-like protein 2
Exons: 11
Coding region: 219-1433 (404 amino acids)
Biological process (GO): signal transduction
Cellular component (GO): membrane; endosome
Molecular function (GO): clathrin binding; ubiquitin binding; phosphatidylinositol binding
Source: RefSeq, a predicted model, not a curated record
CGUUUCGACGUCAUGACUGAUUGGAAGAUGUUGCCAGACUACAACUGGUGUUGAGAAUAGAUUGUUUACUUCCUUUAAUUAAAUAACUUGACGUUUACGCAGGAAGUUUUUGAAUCUAAGUCUCAUAAAAUAAGCAGAAAAAAUAUAUUUGCGUAAGGUUAACUCGUCUUACAAAAUUUGUCUACGAGUACGACUGACUAUAAGUAUAAACAUUCAGCAUGGCAGCUAUUUUAGCCCAGUUUGGAGGAAAUCCAUUUGCCACACCUGUGGGACAGAAAAUUGAGCAAGCCACCGAUGCUGCCCUAGCAUCAGAGAGUUGGGCUUUAAACAUGGAGAUAUGCGAUCUCAUCAAUGAAACGGAUGAGGGGCCUAAAGAUGCAGUCAAAGCCGUUAGAAAAAGACUGCAACAGAAUGCUGGCAAGAAUUACACUGUGGUCAUGUACACAUUAACGGUCCUAGAGACUUGUGUCAAAAACUGUGGGAAACGGCUUCACCUGCUUGUUACCCAAAAGGACUUUAUCAUGGACUUGGUGAAGUUGAUCGGACCAAAAAAUGACCCUCCUACUGUUGUACAAGAGAAGGUACUGAGUCUCAUACAGAGCUGGGCUGAUGCUUUCCUCAUGAAUCCAGAAAUGCAAGGAGUUGUCCAGGUUUAUCACGAUCUGAAACAGAAAGGUAUUGAAUUUCCAUUGACAGACUUGGACACCGUGGCUCCAAUAUACACACCGCAAAGGAGUAUUCCAUUUCAUCAAUCUGAACCUCACAGUGAGGCGGAAGGACCACCACAUCCCACGGAUCACCGUCCUCAACAACCAGAAGCUCAUCAGGUGAAUCCAAUCCAGAGUUUAAGUUCUGUAAGUUUAUCCUCUGAACAGCUGGCCAAGCUUCGGAGUGAGUUGGAUGUGGUCGAAGGAAACAUGAAAGUAUUUGGUGAAAUGUUGACGGAAAUGACCCCAGGGAAGGGCCAUACUAGUGACUGGGAACUUUUACAGGAACUACAGCGGACUUGUCGGGCUAUGCAGAGUCGUGUUGUGGAGCUGAUAGAUCGAGUGGCUAAUGAAGAAGUUACAAGUGAACUUCUGAGAACUAAUGACGAGCUGAACAAUUUAUUUCUUCGGUACGAACGUUUUGAAAAGAAAAAAGUAACAGUUGGUCAAAAUCAGCCUGUACAGACCCAGCCGAAACAGGAAAAUGUUGCUGACGACAAAUCACUUAUAGAUUUUGGAGAGAAUGGUGUCAUAAAUAAUGAGAACAUCCAAGCUCAACUAGCGGGAAUGAACUUAGGAUCUACAAAUGCCACCAGUGCAGUUGUUCAGAUAAAAACUGUGUCAGCAUCCAAUCAGCUUCAGAAUGAAAAACAGGCAGAAGUCGAUGACUUUGAUAAGUUUGCCCAAUCUCGUAACAUUCCAUGUGAACAUCCCAAGACAAGGUAA